Messenger RNA from Aedes albopictus (Asian tiger mosquito), 2110 nucleotides. RefSeq names its product WD repeat, SAM and U-box domain-containing protein 1. The record is from RefSeq and is a predicted model, not a curated record. Gene Ontology annotation, molecular function: protein binding; ubiquitin-protein transferase activity. Bases 592 to 1962 code for a protein of 456 amino acids. Gene Ontology annotation, biological process: protein ubiquitination. NCBI's taxonomy places the organism in Eukaryota, Metazoa, Arthropoda, Insecta, Diptera, Culicidae. The transcript is spliced from 8 exons.
AGUGAUAUACUUAAUAUUACAAUUGCAAUUUAUGAUAAAGUUCUAACAGUAUAGGUGCGAUACCUCCAAUCACUGACCACAGCUUGUAUCGUGUUCGAAUGUAAUUUUCUACAUACCACUCUCGCUCGCCACUCUCCUGGCGUUGUGGAUAAUGUAGGUAGGCAAUAGCUAAGUAUGUCUCUCGUCGUCGAAGUGAUGUCAUGUGGAUUUUUUUUUUGCAGUUCCGCCCUUGUCUUAGGAUGAGAACAGUUGUGUUUUGAUGCGGAUUAAAGGGGCAGUGUUCACAUCUGCAGUUUGUUGUUUAUUCAUCAUUGGAGAUAUGGUGCACUGAUUGUUCGUUCAGACGUUAUCAUUGUACCUGUACGGAAGUGACUAAUUCAUAAAAGACUAAGGUGGGAAUGAAUUAAACACAUUUUUGGUUCAACGAAACAUUUGGUGUUCAAUGUGUAUGUAUUGUUAUCGACUUAUAAUUAACACUCUGUGAUAAGAUUGAGAGUCUCGCGAACAUCAACAAACACCACGUCAUUGUGUUCUUUAGCGAGUGUGAAUCCACCAGUGCCAGUGUGAUCAGUGACUACUGUGACCAGAAGAAUGAGUGGUUCCAGAACUAAGAUAUUGCAGAAGCUGUCUAGCCAUACCAGCGACGUCACGUCUGUUGACUUUUUCGGAAAUUCGUUACUGGCGACAGGGUCAAGUGAUAAAACGGUUCGCGUCUGGCGUUGGGUAGCUGGCAAUGGUUUCUGCGAGGAACCCUUCUCGCCACUGCUGGGCCACAAGUAUGGAGUAACGAGUGUUCGCGUUUCCCCCAAGGGUGCCGUACUAGCAUCGGCCUCGGUGGACGGUACUGUGAUGCUGUGGAACCUAGCGACAGGUGAAGAGAUGAACGUGCUCACGCAAGAAGGCGGUGAGGCCAUCCGUGCGUGCAUCUUCAGCCCAAACGGAGCCUCGAUCGUCAGCUCGGACGACAAUGGCUACAUAUGCGUUUGGGGGCCGGACAAAAGCCUCAGAAGACAUAUGAAGAUUCAUGACGAGGCAAUUCACACCAUGGCUUUCUCCAGCGAUUCGAGCAUCCUGCUAACCGCCUGCACGCUCGGGAACAUUCGAUUUUACGCCGUGGAAGACGAUUUUGAGGCCGAAAUUUCGAAACCGGACUGCUCCAUCGAUGCUGCUCACGACAUGGGCGUUCUAUCAGCAGACUUUUGCAAAGUCGUACAUACUGAUCCCGCCGAUAACUUUUCGAUCAUCUACACGGUGGCCACGUGCGGCACGGACCAUUUCAUCAAGAUCUGGCGCCUUUUCUACAUUCCUGCCAACGUGGACCGCAGUCGGAAGUCGCGAUUGAUUCCGACCACACCUCAGGAGCACUUUGCCGGCCAGUCGACAAUCUACAGCACCGCGGUGAUGAACGCCAGCUGCGUGCAGACCAUUGCAGCCCACGGCAGUUCGGUGACAUGUGUGAGGUUUAACAGCACCGGUACGCUGUUGAUAUCAUGCAGCCUCGAUAAGACCAUUAAGAUUUGGAACCAACAGGGAACGUGCAUCAAAACGCUCUCGGAGCACUCACGCUACGUAAACUGUUUGGCCAUCAACAGUGACUCGACGGUUAUUGCGUCGGGGUCGAACGACCGCUCGGUAAUCAUCUGGGAUUUGACGAACAAUCUGACGAUCGAUUCACACAUCACCGGGAUCCGGUCGUUGCUGUUCAAGCUGGCAUCGAAGACCACGGACAUUCCGCUGGAAUUCAUUUGUCCGAUCACACAUGAGAUUAUGAGGGAACCGGUCUACGCCGAAGACGGGUUCACGUACGAGCGCACGGCCAUCGAGGAGUGGUUCAGCCGCGAGAAAAUCGUAUCCCCGAUGACCAACGUGGAGCUGUCCACCGACGAGCUGGUGGAAAACGGUAAACUCAAGCAGAAGAUCGACGAGUACAUCAAGACACUUGAUCUGGAUAGUUUUGAAUAAGGAGGUGCAUGGUCACGCACGAGCCUCCCUUUCAGGGACUGAUUAUUCAGCAUUUGUUGUUUUUUUCUUUCAUUCUUGAUGUUAUUAUGAUAUUGACAUAGAGUUAUUUUGUUACACAUAUCUGUAAAUGUUGUUAUCAACCUCAGAA